CCUACGCCCAUGUAAUCUACCCCAUAAAUACACACAUGACGUUGGGCAUAUGCAGCUGUUGGGUCCCCUGCUUACCGUUACGCUCUGAGUAACCACCAGUCGUUUUUAGACUAUGCCGUCAACAACUGCAGCCACCAACGGUCGUUCAUUUUAACGACAAACCGGAUAAUGUAAAUAGUGCUUGUGCUCGAAGAAACUGUUUAAGAAAUAUAUAUUUGUUUAAAAAAUUAAAACAGUCAAGUUAGUGCCUUAAUAAUGGAUACAAAUUGCUACACGAAUCCGUCCUUCUGCCAGCAAAGUGAGUUCUACAAUGUCCAACGUGCCCAAAGGGCACUUAGUCCUCAGCGAGCCCUCAGCCCCCAACGAGCCUUGAGUCCAGUGAGAAAUGUGCGACAACCACCUGUGGGAGCGCAAGCUCCUUUACGCGUAUUGGACACUUCGAUGUGCGAGGACAUGCGAAACACGUCCCACGACGACGACGAUGAAGACUAUGAAGAACAGGAAUUUUACGAGGAAAUGCUCGUGGACGAUGCCGGUGUUAUCAAAGAGAAGAAAUUCGUCGUAGUCUCCCAAAACACGGACGGGAAAAAGUACAUGCAAGUCCCCCAAAAGGAGGGAAGCCGUUACGCAAUGCCCUUGGAGACAAGACAACCACAAUAUGAAGUCAACAAAAACGCUCAAAAACAUCGUUACGAAUACAUUCCAAUGCAAGAUCAAGACGUCAGGAGGACGCCUCAAAAGCAGUACGUUACUGAACAUGUGGACAGAGAGUCUGGACGUGUGCACAGGUAUGCAGUCAUAGAAACUCAGGAGGAAUCCGAACUCUCCACGAAAAAUGGCAGGUACGCCUUAGUACCGGUCGAAGAUCUCAAUGCUGUGAUCCCUCCGAGGAACACCAAUAGGUAUGAAUACAUACAGGAAUCUCCGACUAAGAAUGCUGCAAGUCGUUAUGAAUACGUACAAAAUACACCACAAAAACAGCAAAUGCAACAGCAACACAGAUACGAAUAUAUUUCGAACAGUGAACCCAGAACUAAAACUGGCAAUCCAGUUGCCACGCAAAAACUUCACGAAUUACUCUCGACACCAAGGAAAUCACAAAACGGAUCUAAGCCCAACACCCCUCAAAAAGUAAUGUCACCGCAGUCGAUUAGAAAACCACCAUCAACGCCGAUCUCACCAAUUCCUCCACAGUUCCAUCAAACCCCAGUGAAGACUCCGCAAAGGACCGCCAGAAGUUCCAACCCAAAAGCUCAACAAAAAUUGAACUACACGUUGGGCACGAGGCAAAUGGUCCAAGACAAAAGAUCAACAGCAAUUGUUCCUCCAAUGUGCUCCAGUCCCAUCCAGUCUGUGUACAGUGAGACCACGUACUCGAACAAGAGCGAAUCAUGGAUGAAUGUUAGCGGGAAAAAGGGUUCGGGAGGCGCCACUUUGACAGUGGUUGCAAUUAUGAUGUUCCUGUGCAGUUCUGUGACAUUGGGAUUGGGUUUUUAUAUGAUGUCGUUUAUGGGAAGGUUAUAUUAUUUGGAUCUAAGUAUAGUUGCCGGAUUUACGUGUCUCAUACUGGGCGUUCUUGGAUGUCGCUCAAGAAAUGUGUAUUGGCUACCUAAUCGACAUUAUGUUUCAGGGUACGUGGUGCUGAACAUAUUCAGUUUGUUAACCUGCGGCGGCCUCUUGGUUUUGCUUUGCCUACGUCCGAAAACCGGAACGCCGUUGGCGGACAUGACUUCCGGUGCCGUUUGUGGAUUUUCUGUCUUCAGCUUGGUGCUUGCCGUCGGUGGCGUCGUUUCCAGCUAUUGUUGCGCCUAUCCGCCACCAGACAAUAGGGUAGAGCACUGCGUUCAGGGUUUCACCGUCUGAGGAGGACAACACGACCGGAUGUGGAUGAUUUUAAUGCGAGGAUUGGGGAUCACAUGAAGUAUUGUAAUUCUAUGUAAUUUAGGAUGGCACAAUCACACUGGAAUAUAUUAUUUAAUAUAUUUUUAAUCUGUGAUUUUGUAUUACUUACUAUUAGCUAAGAAACUUCACAGUCCAAAAUACAUAUCCAAAGAUCCAAUAGUCAAUUUUUUCAUACCAGUUUUAUUGUUAUGAUUAAAACCUGUGAAUAGUUUAGGCUUGUAUAUAGUGUUAGUUAAGUAUAAGAUAUAUUUAUUGAUAAUGUUUUUAUAUGAUGUAUAUUCGCCAUGUUUAUAUUAAUUUAUUACAAAUAAACGCAAGUAAAUAAUUGAA
Molecule: messenger RNA, 2232 nt
Organism: Aethina tumida (small hive beetle)
Lineage: Eukaryota; Metazoa; Arthropoda; Insecta; Coleoptera; Nitidulidae
Product: neurofilament medium polypeptide
Exons: 3
Coding region: 256-1863 (535 amino acids)
Source: RefSeq, a predicted model, not a curated record